Molecule: messenger RNA, 123 nt
Organism: Peronospora matthiolae
Lineage: Eukaryota; Oomycota; Peronosporomycetes; Peronosporales; Peronosporaceae
Source: the annotation of a GenBank genome assembly
AUGGUGACAAUGCAGCGAGAGAAUGCGAAGAGUUUGAUGUUGUUCUACAUCGAAUACGUCCGAGCCAAAUGUCUAUUUCUGGCGGCUGGUGGUGAGGCGGACACGCUGGACUUUAAUGAAUAG